UUCACUCACUAUCAAAAACCGCACCCCACGCUCUUCAUUCUUCACAAUUCAACUUCACUCUCCAAAACCCUUUCUCUUCUCUGUAACCGUUUUUCUCUCUUCCAACUUCAAUCACCAUGACGAAAACCGUUUCCGAUGCCAAACCUGUUGAUAACCGGUUGAAGCGCAAGGGCGCUGGAGCUGGAACUAAGCAAUCGAAGAAAGCUAACAAGGAUCCAAACAAGCCUAAGAGGCCUCCAAGUGCUUUCUUCGUGUUCAUGUCUGAAUUCAGAGAGCGAUUCAAGAAGGAGAAUCCUAACAACAAAUCCGUCGCUGUGGUUGGGAAAGCUGGCGGAAAAGAAUGGAAGCUGAUGACUGCUGCGGACAAGGCUCCGUACAUGGCCACUGCUGAGAAGAAGAAGGAAGAGUACGAGAAGGCUAUUCGUGCUUACAACCUUGGCUUGUCUGAGGGCAAGACCGAGGAAGAGGGAUCUGACAAGUCAAAGUCAGAAGUGAAUGAUGAAGAUGAUGAUGAUGAUGAUGAUGAUGAGGAGGUUGCGUAGAGAUGAUGGAGGCAGAAGAAGCUUAGGAUUUACUGCAAUAGAAUAAUUUUCUUAACAGUUUAUUAUGAAUUUAGGAGACUUUGUAAUCACAGCUAUUUGUUACAAAUAGUUCUUAAUGUUAGGGUUUAUCUUAGUUAUCAAACUUAAUUUUAGGCUCAGCCUCCUCAUGAUCUGUACUUAAUCCAUCCCUAUUAUUGAUACAGUCUCAGUUUGUUAUGGUGCA
Messenger RNA from Trifolium pratense (red clover), 765 nucleotides. Its product is annotated as HMG1/2-like protein. The transcript is spliced from 7 exons. Lineage: Eukaryota; Viridiplantae; Streptophyta; Magnoliopsida; Fabales; Fabaceae. Bases 117 to 542 code for a protein of 141 amino acids. The record is from RefSeq and is a predicted model, not a curated record.